AUGGAUAAACCAAGCUCAUCUCGCGCUCCUCCCCCUCCACCACUGAACCUGGCGUCCCUCCCAACCGACAAGUUCAACCUCAACAGAAGAAAGACCGACGACUCGGAGGCUUCCUCCCUCCCCGCGUCAACAAAGCGCUCUGCAUCGUAUUCCAGCACUGCAUCGACCUCUUCCACCACAUUUUCGCUCCGCAAAACACAAACUGGCCUCAUCAAGUCUUCGCCUACUGUCAACGUCCACACGACCUGUGGCCGUCACACGGACCAGUUCUUCUUCAGAGGCCCUUCGCUGAUGGACCUAGCCAGGUCGAUUAGGAGGAAGAUUUGA
This is a messenger RNA of Pochonia chlamydosporia 170, 327 nucleotides long. RefSeq lists its product as hypothetical. The record is from RefSeq and is a predicted model, not a curated record. Lineage: Eukaryota; Fungi; Ascomycota; Sordariomycetes; Hypocreales; Clavicipitaceae. The coding region runs from base 1 to 327 and encodes 108 amino acids. The transcript has 2 exons.